AUGACAAACAAUAUCAAGUUCAUAGUUGAAGAGGAGGAAGAGAAAAGAGCUGUCGAUAUUCAAAGUAUUUUCAUUCCUUGGAAGAUAGAUCCCUUCAAUAUGAAAAAAUUCAUUACAACCAAUAAACUAUCCUCUAUUCCAGGAAAUGAUACCGACCAAGUCUGCUGUAAGAGAAUCAAUGUCCCCAUUUCCACACCACUAGAUAUCCAAUGUAUACUUCCAAGAUCCUCUAUCUACAUGGAGCAAAGUCCGAUUGAACAAAUCGAAGAAUACACUGAACAUUUACUCAUCGAAUGUGAAGAUAAUGUAUUCUGGAUCAAAGAUAACUCACCAGAGAUUCAAAGACAAAUCUUUGAAAUCAAUGCUCAACUAUUGGAAUGGGUUGAAUUAAAUCAUAUUAGUGGAAAUAUAUUUGACGACAAGUCAAUGUUUAACUUGGGUACACAAAAAAUAACAAAAUAUAUACCUUCUAUAUCAUUUAUGACCGAAGCAAGAUGGAAUUUAGUAUUGGAUUCAAUGAAGCAUCCUAACCAACCACAGACUCAACAUCCUGAUUUUGUCAUCGAACUGAGAUCGUAUGAGCAAGGUAUUACAAAUCAAAUUCCUACACUUCACAAGAAGAUGUGUAAUUGGAUAAGCUCUGGAGUGGAAUCGGCAAUACUCAUUGAUGGCUACGAGAAACAAAUCUUCAUCUAUUGCCACACCUCAAAGAUACAAGAGAAUAAUAACAACGACCAUCCCGAUACCAUCCAACAAAUAAUACAACUAAAUCACUCGAAACAAAAGAUAAAACAAGAUAUCAAGCAGAUUGAAGAUUACUUGGAUAAACAAGAGUCACAAGCUAACAACAACAACAACAAAACAUUUGAAAUAAUUGAAAAUAUGUUAAGACAAAAGCGUGAGCAACAAAUGGUAAUGGAGUGUAAUCAUCAAUACUUUCAAAAUCUACAACCAGUUCCUGGAUAUAACGAUAUUUCAAUGAAAUGUAUUCCAAUGUUUAAUAACAACGACAACACAAGUAAAAUCGAUGACAACCAACAACAUAAUUUCAUUACAUCAUCUAUCCAAGAUAAUAAUAAUAAUAAUAAUAAUAAUAAUAAUAAUAAUAAUAAUAAUAAUAAUAAUAUUAAUGAUAAAAAACAAUUAAGUCAAGAACAAGCCAAUUGUCAUGACACGAGAUCCAAUUUAAUAUUGCAUUGUGUAGGCGUCAUGAACGGCUUUAAAAUAAACCUGUCAAAGAUUAUUUUUUAA
This is a messenger RNA of Heterostelium album PN500, 1251 nucleotides long. RefSeq lists its product as uncharacterized. The record is from RefSeq and is a predicted model, not a curated record. NCBI's taxonomy places the organism in Eukaryota, Evosea, Eumycetozoa, Acytosteliales, Acytosteliaceae. The transcript has 2 exons. The coding region runs from base 1 to 1251 and encodes 416 amino acids.